Molecule: messenger RNA, 714 nt
Organism: Nerophis lumbriciformis (worm pipefish)
Lineage: Eukaryota; Metazoa; Chordata; Actinopteri; Syngnathiformes; Syngnathidae
Source: RefSeq, a predicted model, not a curated record
AUGGAUAAUGGAGGCUGGGGCCAUAGGAUGACUACUCCUGUUACCUUAAACGUAGGAGGUCACCUUUACACGACCAGCUUGUCCACACUGCAGCGUUAUCCGGAUUCCAUGCUGGGGGCCAUGUUCCGGGGAGACUUCCCGACAGCCCGCGAUUCCCAAGGAAAUUACUUCAUUGACCGCGACGGAACGCUUUUCAGGUACAUCCUGAACUUUUUGCGGACUUCGGAACUCACCCUCCCAGCCGACUUUACAGAGACUGACCUACUUAGGAAAGAGGCAGACUUCUACCAGAUCGAACCCUUGAUACAUUGCUUAAGUGAUCCCAAGCCGCUGUAUCCUCCGGACAUCUUUGAGCAGGUUGUGGAACUUUCCAGCACCCGCAAACUGUCCAAAUAUUCCAACCCAGUAGCUGUUAUCAUCACACAGUUAACCAUAACGACGAAGGUCCAUGCCCUGCUGGAGGGCAUUUCCAACAACUUCACCAAGUGGAACAAACACAUGAUGGACACCAGAGACUGCCAGGUGUCCUUCACCUUCGGGCCGUGUGACUAUCAUCAGGAGGUGUCCCUGCGAGUUCACCUCAUGGACUACAUCAUGAAACAAGGCUUCACCAUACGGAACACGCGUGUCCACCACAUGAGCGAGCGGGCCAAUGAAAACACUGUAGAGCACCACUGGACUUUCUGUAGACCGGCACAAAUAGUGGAAGACUGA